UAGUAGACCCACAUUCCCUCAAUACAGUCUCUUUGGUGUUCACUCUAUAUAGCUGAAUAGACAAACUUCCAAAAUGGCUCCAGAUAUCAAGAUGUAUUUCUGCAUUUGGCUUGUUCUUGCACUAACAGGCACAGGAAUUGGAUCUGCCCUGCCAGGUAAGAGCCACAGUGGAGGGAAGAACGACCCAGUGCUGCAGUAUGUCGUGAACAACUCACUGAGAGAACAUCCUGUCAUGACCAAACUCAGACUGAAAACCCUUGAGGACCCAUGGAGCAUCAUGCUGGUUGCUAGUGAACAAGCACAACUGAUGGCAAAUCUGGCCAAACUGAUCAAUGCCAGCAAAACCAUUGAAAUUGGGAUGUACACGGGGUACAACACCCUGAACAUGGCGUUGGUUGUACCAGAGAGUGGUCAAGUGGUAGCAUGUGAAAUAGACGACGAAUACGUGAACAUUGCUAAACCUUUCUUUAAAGAGGCCGGAGUCGAGGAUAAAAUUAAUGUCCGUCUUCAAAUGUGUAUAAAAACACUGGAUGAGUUGAUAGCUGCUGGGGAAGCUGGCACCUAUGACUUUGUGUUCAUCGAUGCGGACAAACGGAACUAUGACAGAUAUUACGAGAAGUCUCUUGAGCUUGUGAGACAAGGGGGCAUCAUUGCCAUCGAUAAUAGAGAGGACCUGCCCCACCUACUGAUACAGGUAUCUCUGAUCCCCCCACCUUCUCCCCCCAGGUACUCUGGAGUGGUAAAGUGGUGGACCCUGCUCCUGAUGACCUGACCUCCCAGGCUCUGGACAAGCUCAACAAGAAACUCCACACGGACCAGAGGAUCGAUCUGAGCAUGCUCACUGUGGGCGACGGACUCACCCUGGCCAUCAAACGCUAACGAUAACCCAUGCUAACUCAUACUAACCUGUGAUGACAAAUGCUUAACCCAUGCUUACUCCAAACCAACUGUGAUUUAUUGGGGAUUUAUUUGAGAUGUGGUAAACAUGAAGGGCUGGAAUAAAUAGAUGCUAUUUUCAACAAGUA
This is a messenger RNA of Salvelinus namaycush (lake trout), 1025 nucleotides long. RefSeq names its product catechol O-methyltransferase domain-containing protein 1-like. The transcript is spliced from 7 exons. The record is from RefSeq and is a predicted model, not a curated record. Gene Ontology annotation, molecular function: S-adenosylmethionine-dependent methyltransferase activity; O-methyltransferase activity. The coding region runs from base 74 to 772 and encodes 232 amino acids. Lineage: Eukaryota; Metazoa; Chordata; Actinopteri; Salmoniformes; Salmonidae.